GCGACGCGGCAGCCAUGGCGGCCUGCGCCUCCUCCUCCUCUCUCCUCGGCCGCCGCUUCCUCCUCCUCUCCCGCCGCUUCGUCUCUUCUCCCCUCCGCCCCUUCUCCACCACCUCAUCCCCGUCUUCACACUCCGCCCCAGGAUUCGAUGCAGAGCCCGAUCCUGAGCAGCCCCCGGCCGAUCAGGAGGGUAAUCAGGCUCCCAACAACAAGCCCCCCAACACCAACCGCCCACUCGAGAACGGCCUCGACCAGGGCAUCUACAAGGCUAUAAUGGUGGGGAAGGUGGGGCAGGAGCCUAUGCAGAAGCGCCUGCGGAGCGGGAGGACCGUCGUGCUCUUCUCGCUCGGCACCGGCGGCAUCCGCAACAACCGCCGCCCCUUGGACAACGAGGAGCCGCACCAGUACGCCGAUCGCAGCUCAGUGCAGUGGCACCGCGUAUGCGUCUACCCGGACAGGCUGGGAAGCCUCGCGCUGAAGCAUGUCAAGACUGGGACUACUAUCUAUUUGGAAGGAAAUCUCGAGACAAAGGUGUUCUCUGAUCCUAUUACUGGGCUGGUUAGACGCAUAAGAGAAAUAGCUGUGCGUGGAAAUGGCCGGCUCCUGUUUCUUGGUGAUGACAGCAAGGGUCCCAAGAUAGGUGAACUGAAGGGCGUUGGGUACUUCUGAAAGCAAUAAUGGUGGACUUACGGACAGUUUAUCCUACGGAAAAGCUUACGGACCGACCUGUUUAUGGAUAUGUUGGUUGAAGUUGCAUAAAAAGCGGACCACAUUCUGGUUUCACCCCUACAUGUUGUGUAAUGUUGCUAGUCCAUAACAAUUUUUCGUAAAACCAGUUCGUAAGUGUAACAAUACUGUUCUGAAAGUGAGUCCAACAAAAUCGAUUUGAGAAGUAGUGGACCAAUAAUGGCAUGUUGCCACGGUUUGUUAGUUUGGCCGUGUCUAAUCACAUUCCUAUCUUCAUUAAGAUUUCAGCACCAUUGUAGAUGCCAUGUAAUUUACGAGUAACUGAUUUGUACGGUUUAACUCAAUUGAUACAGUACUUGUUCUUA
Lolium rigidum is the source of this 1051-nucleotide messenger RNA. RefSeq names its product single-stranded DNA-binding protein, mitochondrial. Gene Ontology annotation, molecular function: single-stranded DNA binding. Gene Ontology annotation, biological process: mitochondrial DNA replication; positive regulation of helicase activity. Gene Ontology annotation, cellular component: mitochondrial nucleoid. The transcript is spliced from 4 exons. The record is from RefSeq and is a predicted model, not a curated record. NCBI's taxonomy places the organism in Eukaryota, Viridiplantae, Streptophyta, Magnoliopsida, Poales, Poaceae. The coding region runs from base 15 to 668 and encodes 217 amino acids.